Messenger RNA from Periophthalmus magnuspinnatus, 1885 nucleotides. RefSeq names its product flavin adenine dinucleotide synthetase 1 (gene flad1). Bases 170 to 1750 code for a protein of 526 amino acids. Gene Ontology annotation, molecular function: FMN adenylyltransferase activity. NCBI's taxonomy places the organism in Eukaryota, Metazoa, Chordata, Actinopteri, Gobiiformes, Gobiidae. The record is from RefSeq and is a predicted model, not a curated record. Gene Ontology annotation, biological process: FAD biosynthetic process. The transcript has 11 exons.
GGUCGUUGUGGAUGUCUUGUGAAAGACUCACAGCUCCAUGGGUAACAACAACCGAUGAGAAGGAUAUGUAACUGCAAACGAUGACAUGACGAUCAGAGAGGGCACGUCCUAAGAUGAUCCCGGGGCGCACUUUGGCACUGCGUAUUUGGACACACCACAUGGGAUCUUAAUGUUAAUUGUGGGUAUUCACCGGUUGAGUCGAGCAGUGGUGCGUGUGAGGAGACUGGCAGCUCAUCUCUGCAGCACAACCAUGGCAACAACAACAGACAGCCCUCCCUCUCCUGUGGUCAAUGGGGACACACCCACUGCAGCCAUCGUCAUCAUUGGCGACGAAAUCCUCAAGGGCCAUACUGUGGACACCAACAGUGCCUUUCUAACACGAAGACUGCGUAAACUCGGUGUGUCUGUGCAGCGUAUAUCAGUCAUACCAGACGUCCAGGAGGUGAUUUCGAGUGAAGUGUCCCUCCUUUCACCUCAGUACACCCACAUCAUCACUUCAGGAGGCAUCGGUCCCACUCACGAUGAUGUCACCUUUGAAAGCAUCGCCAAAGCGUUUAAGGAGGAUCUGCACCCACACCCUGAGCUCAGCCAGCUGGUCAAGGAGUUUUUUGGAACUGUAGAUAAAGAAAGUGCUGCUAUGAAGCUGGCCAUGGUGCCUCAAUCAGCUAAACUCAACUAUGGCACUGACCCUCAAACGGGAAAACGUCUCCGCUAUCCACUUGUCAGUGUUCAUAAUGUGUACAUAUUCCCUGGGAUCCCGUCUCUGUUGGAGAGAGCUUUUAAUGGACUGGAGCACCUUUUUGCCAGUUCUGGGACCACGUUUCACACUCGAGAGAUAUUUGUAGAUGCCGAUGAAGCAGAGAUUGCCCCUGUCUUGACCAAACUUCAGGCAGACUGGGGUCGUAGGGUGGCUCUAGGAUCUUACCCAGACUGGCUCAGUAACUACCACAGAGUGCGGCUGGUCGUGGACUCAAACAGCACUGAGGAGGUGGAGAGGGCUCGGACACAGCUGCUCGAUGCUCUGCCUGAGGGGAGCGUGGUGCCCCUGGUUACUGACCCGGUAUCGCUCGCCACAGCUGAGGUGUACUCUCUCGCUAACAGUGGUACAGCUUUGGGCGACAGAGUGAUGUCUGCUUUAAAAACCAUUGAGUCUGCGCUGGAUCAGUAUUCAACAGAGGAGCUCUGUGUGGGCUUCAAUGGAGGCAAAGACUGCACCGCGCUGCUACAUCUCUACUACGCUGCGCUCAAACGGCGCUACUCAGACAGCAAGGACAAAGUGAAGGCUCUGUACAUUCGCAUUGUUUCCCCAUUCCCUGAAAUGGAGAGGUUUCUUCAGGACACAAUCAAACGAUAUGACCUGGAGGUGUUCUCAGUGGAGGGCAGUAUUCGUCAGGCCCUCAGUGACGUGCAGGAGAGGAGACCGGAGCUGAAGGCCGUUCUGAUGGGGACCAGGAGGAGUGACCCCUACUCUCUCACCCUCACACCCAUGUGCCCCACUGACCCGGGCUGGCCCACCUACAUGAGGGUCAACCCAUUACUGGACUGGACGUACCAUGACAUCUGGGCUUUUCUUCGGACAUUAUACGUGCCAUACUGUAUCCUCUACGACAAAGGGUACACUUCACUGGGCAGUAUGGACAACACUUACCGUAACCCGGCCCUGCAGACAGUGGACAGUCGUGGCGUGACCCGGUACAAACCCGCCUACCUCCUGGAAAAUGAAGAAGAGGAGAGGAACUCGCGUGCCUGAUUUCGUCGUAUUCGAGUAGAUUUACAUGUUUUAGUUAAGCCGUGUUUUAAUGAUAGAGUUAAAGAAAAAUGACUGCACCAACACGUUCUUUUGUAAAUUUAAAUAAAAACACGAGUUGAAAUCAACUUUCGUCAC